Molecule: messenger RNA, 2306 nt
Organism: Cyclopterus lumpus (lumpfish)
Lineage: Eukaryota; Metazoa; Chordata; Actinopteri; Perciformes; Cyclopteridae
Gene: nusap1
Product: nucleolar and spindle associated protein 1
Exons: 13
Coding region: 481-1917 (478 amino acids)
Biological process (GO): establishment of mitotic spindle localization; mitotic chromosome condensation; mitotic cytokinesis
Cellular component (GO): microtubule; mitotic spindle; nucleolus
Molecular function (GO): microtubule binding
Source: RefSeq, a predicted model, not a curated record
UUUGUUUUGCCAUACUUGUGCUGUCAGUUGUCGGCAGUAAACGCACCACGAAGCUGAUUGAUAAAUGUCAGAAAAAAAAGAAAGAAAAGAGGCAGUACAUCCGGGGCGGGCUUUCAGAUUGAUUGACUGGUCAACGGCACAAUCGUAACGCUCUUCCGUAUGCUGGUAGUAACAGAGCGAAAAUGGCGUAGGGCGGAGGGUGUGCGGAGACGGUGGACGAGGGGACCUUCUCCGUUCCCGGGACGGAGGAAGCGAGAAAAGCGGGACCCUCCUCGGUGGUUUAUCGGUUUUAUUCUUCUCUCGACGUGUCCUCGCCCGGUCGCGGGCCCCCUCUUUCACGGCACCCGGCGUAUCCGUCUGGUUCGGGAGACCUGGACGUGUCACCGUAGAAGAAGAAACCCCUCUGGCUUCUGUUUACCAUUGUGAGCUGCAGCAGCUCGAACCCCGGUGGAAAUACCUCCGCAUCAUUUCGGACCAAGGAUGGCUUCUCCAGUCGAUGUAGUUGUGAAACCAGACUGGAGGAACAUCUCCCUUCAAAUCGGCACCAUUGACAGACCACGUCCACGCAGACUCCUGGAGGCCGAUAAACUCCUGAAAGUCAUCAGGCAGCAUUAUCAACGAGAAACGGACACGCAGGAGGAAAGACAGGCUCAAGAGAACGAUGUUACUGCGGUUCAAGGAGACGAAACUGUGACAGAAGGCGGUGCUCAGGGAAAUCAAGACGUGUUCGGCCCCGCUGUGUUUGUGAACACACGCAGAGGCAGAAACGGUACCAAGAGGAAGAUCUCUGAUCCCGCACCAGCGACCGGAUGUGAUGCCAGGUCACCUCCGAGUGCUACAGAGGGUGACACUGAAGUGGCUGCAUCUAGUCCACCCUCUGGUGCUCAGGGUGCUAAGAAGAGAAAAGUGUCCUCUACCAAGGAUUCUGACAAAAGUAAAACUGAGCCUCCUCAGGAGGCCGCUGGCAGUGAGCAGUCGGACAUUAAGGAUGAAGCACCUGUGCAGAGCAACACAGAAAAAGCACCCCGAGUGGCCCGUGCCGGUAAAAUCCCUCGUUACCAAGGACACCAGCAGAAGAACAAGCUGUUGUUGAAUCCCGUCACCCCGAACUUCAAAAAACUCCACGAGGCACAUUUUAACAAGAUGGAGUCGAUUGACACGUAUGUCCAGCGAAAGACCAAGCAGAUGGAGACUUCCAGAAGUUCCGUUAAAAAACCGAAGAGGCUUUCAGCCAAAACUAAACCGCAGCAAGUUGAGGGCAAAGCUCAAGGGAAGGCGAAUCAGAGUCUUGCGUCCAUGUUCAGCCCCGUCCCCGUGGCCAAGAGACCAGCUGAGGACAGACGCACGCUGCCCUCGGCCAGCAAAGCUCCUCCAGCUAAACCUGCAGCGAAGGAAGACGCUCCGUUCAGACCGUCUGUCCUUUCCUCUCGCAGGGUCAAUGUUCGGUUCACAGAAGCCACUCGUGACAACGCGAGCCAGAAGUCCUUGGUGAAGACGCCGGCACGGAUGUCGCUCGGUGUGACCUCCAGCACCCCAAAAAGACAGGCCGCUGGUGGAGGAAAGCCCAAAAAUGUCAAGAUUUCGACUUGCUCUGCCACAAAAACUCCAGCUUUUGUUUUCACCGGCAACACAAGCACUUCAACAAGCCCCGGGACACAAAAGAAGUCGGGCUUUGAUCUAAAAGAGAGUCUUUCUCGUCCCCUCACCUACAAGCCUCAUGCAGGUAAACUGAAGCCGUUUGGAGACAACCAAGAAAACACGGCAGCCAACAAGUCCCUGAUUUCUAACUCUCAUCAGAAGAAUUACAAACAGCACCAAGUCCAGACGAGGGGAGCGAGGAGGGCAAAACACGUGGAGGACCGGAAGCAGAAGAAAGAGAGUAUGCUUGGAGCAAGACGAGGCCUCGUCAUGCUGUAAAAAAAGAUCGUGCUUGUUUGGGGACAUUUUGUACAGCCUGUUCUUCCAGUGUAAAUAUUUUGUCAUUUCUAUAGUCUCUUAGUCUGCUCAUUUAUUUUCUGCUUCUAUCUAACCUUUUGUCUUUUUAGAUUUGACUCGUGAUGUUUAACACCUUAAAGCUCUGAAUGAAGCUUUUUUAUUUUUUAUUAAUGUGUUUUUGUAGAGAAUCUCUCUGGUUUUGCUGCAUUUAAAACUGUAAUUUUGUUCUUUAGAAUAUGAUGUGCUUUGUUUUAACUUUUUUGGAAAGGCCGAUGAAAAAAAUCCCUUGUCUGCAUUGUUCAUUUAAGUGAAAAUUGCUAUCGCGGUUUAGUCUUUAUGAUAUAAUUAAAUCUGUUCCACAAAGAAAGUCA